AAAAAAUCAGAGGGAAGGAGUUUAUGGCUUAGGAGCAAGAAGAGGGCGUUAAAGGAGCUGUGAUUGUAUCCUGAGUUGUUUUUGGGUGGUGGCUGCUGCUGAUUGUUUCACUGGAGCAUUUCUCGCUAGCAGAGGAGUCUGGAAUGCAGCUUGUGAGCUCAGUUUACAGAGGAAGUUUUCACCAUUUGGCUUGAUUUGCUGUGGUAUUUUUGUGAAGGCGGUUUAACUCCAGUGUCGCAGAGUGUGUGAGAGAGAGUGUGUGUGUGAGAGAGUGUGUGUUUGAUUUCUUCAGACUGAUCAACUAGCAGCAGAGAAACAGCUGUGACAUGCAGGCCAUAAAGUGUGUAGUGGUCGGAGACGGGGCAGUCGGAAAAACAUGCCUUCUGAUCAGCUACACCACAAACGCCUUCCCCGGAGAGUACAUCCCCACAGUGUUUGAUAAUUAUUCUGCAAAUGUAAUGGUAGAUGGGAAGCCAGUGAACCUGGGGCUGUGGGACACAGCAGGACAGGAGGACUACGACAGACUGAGACCACUCUCCUAUCCUCAAACGGUACAGCGCCGAGAGCAAACUCAAUGCAGAGACGUGUUUUUAAUUUGUUUCUCGCUGGUGAGCCCUGCCUCGUUCGAGAACGUCCGUGCCAAAUGGUAUCCUGAGGUCAGACAUCACUGCCCCAACACCCCAAUCAUUCUUGUUGGGACCAAGAUCGACUUAAGAGACGACAAGGACACUAUUGAGAAGCUGAAAGAAAAGAAACUCACUCCCAUUACUUACCCACAAGGCCUUGCUAUGGCUAAAGAAAUAGGUUCUGUGAAAUAUCUGGAAUGCUCAGCUUUAACUCAGCGUGGCCUUAAGACAGUGUUCGACGAAGCCAUCCGUGCAGUCCUGUGCCCACCGCCGGUCAAAAAGCCAAAGCCAAAGUGCCGUCUCCUCUGAAGAGGUCGUCCAGAAAGAACCAUCUGCAGUCUGCACUCGCCUGAGGAGAGGUUUCAGGAAUAGUGGGGAGGGAGGACGUGUUAGGAGAAAGAGGGAAGACUCUAUGAACCAUACCCAUACAUCUCUCUUACUUACAUAUUGUAGUUAUAAUUAGAUUUGCUUCUCUGAGUCUGUUUUAGGAUCCUAGAGUUUGUCUCGAGGACAUGGGGAUGCGUUUCCUUGUUAUAUCCCUUCACACUAAGUAAUUCCUGCUGCCUUUUAAUACUGUGUUUUUCAUGUUUAUGUAAUGGUAAACCAAAUGAUCCUUUCUUUAUUUCAUCCAUCAGAGCCUAUAUAUUUUGUUUACACACUGCAUUUUUUUUUUUUUAUAGAAAAUGAAAAGUUACCAAAAAUGCAAACCUGCUUAUAAUAGCUUUUACUUUUGUAGGAAAGAGUCCACAAUUCAGAAGUUGCUGAGUGCUUACUUAGAUAGAUAGAUGUACUUUAUUGAUCCCUGAGGGGAAAUUUGGGAAUCACUCUUAUGAUAUUAUUAGUUUUUAUUAGUUUACUCAUUUAGUGUACAUAUUGGGGUCAAACAUUUGGUACAUAAAUGUUACACUAGAAAAAGCACGUAUUCACUGACUCACUGUCAUCUGAGCACUCUAAAUUACAAAACAAAAUUUGGCUCAAUGCUUAUUAAUAUGUGCUGCAUUUACUAUGCAGUCAUUGUGAAAGAACUUUUUAUUCCCACGCAGUAUUGUAUAAAGCCUGUAGUUUGGCCGAUGAAUAGAAUGUGGACAGAUGUAGAAUGAGAAUUGUCUGUCCAAAAUCUGCUGUCAGUAUGGAAUCACGCCCCCAAGAGAAGUGGAUCUUGGAUCACCAAGUUUAACUGAAAUUCCUUUUCACAGGAAGGCACACUGAGAGGACAUAUAAGAGAACAAGUCGAGAACAAUUCCCAACAGAUGUCUUAUUUUUUAUCUCUUGUAUGAUUUCAAUCAUGUCAGAUUGUUUUGUUUUGUUUUUACUGUAUUCCAACUACUUUUACAAUGUAUUAACAAUAUUCUCUGGAAAUGAAAAACAGUGUCCUUUGUCCUAAGCUUUAGUGAUUUUAUUCAAGUGUUAAUCAGUUAGUUCCUCUGAAAUCAGUUUCCACUGUCAUGAUUAUGUCUGUUGAAUAGAGAUUUACUUCA
This is a messenger RNA of Pangasianodon hypophthalmus (striped catfish), 2104 nucleotides long. Its product is annotated as ras-related C3 botulinum toxin substrate 1. Gene Ontology annotation, cellular component: cytoplasmic vesicle; cytoskeleton; cell cortex. Gene Ontology annotation, biological process: actin filament organization; establishment or maintenance of cell polarity; small GTPase-mediated signal transduction. Gene Ontology annotation, molecular function: GTP binding; protein kinase binding; GTPase activity. The record is from RefSeq and is a predicted model, not a curated record. The coding region runs from base 327 to 935 and encodes 202 amino acids. The transcript has 7 exons. Lineage: Eukaryota; Metazoa; Chordata; Actinopteri; Siluriformes; Pangasiidae.